GUCUGCGGCCUGCAGCUGCUGUGUUUGCGGAAAUACUGGGCUUCAGUGCACUGGUGGAUUGAGCUGAGACUGCAUCUGCUUUCACAGCCCUACGUCCAUUUAAUAUCUGUCUGCUUACUACUUUUCCCCAAAAUGUCUGUGUUCUCUUCGAGAUAUAACAGCUGAAGUGCGCACCUUCGCACACGAGGGCGCUUUUCCUCACAACAGACUUCUCCCACGUCACUUCAGCUGAAGAAUGUUUCCUCUUCAGAUGAAAAAAUGAGCGAGAAAACAAAGGAAAGAGACGUUUGGGGGAACACUUGUCAUCUUUGAGCAGAUGCUCGGAUCUCUGGAUCUCACCUCAAACUAAACUUCCAUCAUGGGUCUCUUUCCAUCCAUAUCCAAGAUCAUACGGAAGGGGAAGGGGAAGUGUCUGUUUCUUCUGCUGUUGUGUCUGUGCGUUGUAGCAUGGAUAGCAACAUUCUCCAAUGAUGACACGGUGAAGUCCGUCCAGAAGGGUUUGAGUCCUGACGAGAGGACUGUGAAGGGCCUUCCUCCGCUGGAGCUGGAAUCAGAGAUGAUACGGAGCAUAGAGGAGCAGUCGGUCAGAGAGAGCUGUCCAGAGCAGUCACCCCUGCUCCGAGGCUCUAUCAAGCUGUCAUUUGAUCCCUCGCUGACGUCAGGGCAGGUAGAGAGUGAGAACGGGGAGGUGGUGGAGGGUCAGUAUAACCCCUCUGACUGUGUGGCCAGACAGAAAGUGGCCAUCCUCAUCCCUCACAGAAACCGAGAGAAGCACCUGCUCUACCUCCUCCACCACCUCCACCCGUUCUUACAGAGGCAGCAGCUUCACUACGCCAUCUACAUCAUUCACCAGGCAGGAGAAGCUACAUUUAACAGGGCAAAGUUAUUAAAUGUUGGCUACCUCGAGGCUCUGAAAGACCAGAACUGGGACUGUUUCAUCUUCCAUGAUGUGGAUCUAGUUCCUGAGAACGAUCAUAAUCUAUACAUGUGUGAGGAUCAGCCUAAGCACUUAGUAGUGGGGAGGAAUUCCACUGGGUACAAACUCAGAUACAAAGGUUACUUUGGGGGAGUUUCGGCCAUGACGAAGGAGCAGUUCCACAAGGUCAAUGGCUUCCCAAACUCCUACUGGGGCUGGGGUGGAGAGGACGAUGACCUGAGAAUAAGGGUGACGCUGCAGAAAAUGUCAAUAAUCCGUCCAUCCCUGGAAGUGGCACGCUACACCAUGGUCUUUCACAAGAGGGACAGCGGCAAUCAAAUCAAUAAAGAAAGGAUGCAUCUGUUACGCCGCACUCAUCAGACGUGGAAGACUGAUGGCUUGAACUCCUGUUCCUACAAGAUUCUGUCCGUGCACAGAGCACCUCUCUUCAUCAACAUCACCACAGACAUUGGCCGGCCGGAGAGUGCUCAUUGAGUUUUUGGAUACUGAAGAGAGAGAGACAGUUUACAUUGAAACACAGCAUUCACCAGUGCCUGUCAGAUCCAGUGCUAAGUGUUGCACUGUGGAUCUGUCCUACUUUACUCUUUAUGGCCCUGCAAGAUUUAAUGGCCAGAAUUCUGAACAAACACUACUUUUUAAGUAUUACAGUAAUCACGUAGAAUAAGUCUGGUAAGGGAAACCUUUCAGGGUUGUAUUUUCAUUCAUUACCCCUAGUUAUAGAUUCAUAUAACGUAUUCUGUGUGACUUGUGCUCAAUUAGGUCAUUACAAAAUAUGGCACAACAUCUGGGAGUAAUGGAAAUCAAAGAUUGAUCAAUAGGUAUAUAUUAUGUACGUAGACUUUACAUAUUGAUAUUGACAUGAAUGUAUGUGGGCUGAGGAGGUGAACCCAAGUCUGCAUGUUCUUCAGUGAUGAUGAUUUCAGCUGAACGUGCUUAUAAUGUCUGUCUGGUGAAAAAUUAUAGAUAUUGUAGUGGUUUUUGGGUCCAAUGAUAUUGUUUAAUCAGUUCAGUUUUGUUUCAGUGAAAUGUAGCCGUAGAUGUUUUAAUUGUUUUACAUUUACGUCAUUGUUUAGACAGAAUGGCUGUUCACCUCAUACAACUGGGUGGUGUUACCUUACUGAAUUUAUGAUCAAAGUAAAAGAGACUUUUGUUUACUUGGGAUAAUAUCAUCUUAGGCAAGAUCUUCUCUGUUUUGAAAGAUCACAUGCUAUCACAAUGAUAAAAUGAUCCAUAAAACCUUUUUUAGUGCAAUUCUUCGUACAAACACUCUUAGUGCAGUUCAUCCAAGACAGAAGCUUUUCAGAAACUGGGUUUGACUAGAGACUGAUCUUGACAAGUUGCAUUUCAACAGUAUUGGGAUAGAACCGUAAGUUUGGCUUUUUUUUUUUUUUUUUUUUUUUUUUUUUUUUACAAUUUAAUCUUUUAAAAAAUUAAACACGGUUAAAAAAUUAAAAGUGCAAAGGGAUCUGUUAAGUAACAUUUUCUAUGGGCCUUAUUUGCUUGAUUUUAUUUUUAAUUUUAUUUCAAGUAAAAAGCAUCUUCCCUCAGACUUGACAUUCUGUGGCACACAUAUAAAAUUAUUCGGGUGUUGUAACUGAAUUUUUUUAUUUUUUUUUAUUUUAUACUAUGCAGAAAUCAUGGGCCAAAAGUUUGUGAAUAUUAAUGAUAACUUUCUACAAACACUGAAUGUCUCUACUUCAGCCAGCUCCCUAAAUAUUGGGAUAAAAAAGAAAACAGUAUAAUAUAUGUCUUUUGAGAUCUUGAGGUUUCUUUGUAGGUGAAGCACUCCAUUCUGAUGAAUCUGUUGAAAAAGGAAACUUUCUGCAAGAGAUUGAAGUCUGGUUCUGUACCCUGUUCAUGGAACUGAUGCAGUGUUGAACCUGUGUGUGUUGGCUGUUGACAAAAAAACAGUUUACUGAUGCUAAUACUGCAAUAAAGAAUUACAUUAAACAUA
Molecule: messenger RNA, 2891 nt
Organism: Carassius auratus (goldfish)
Lineage: Eukaryota; Metazoa; Chordata; Actinopteri; Cypriniformes; Cyprinidae
Product: beta-1,4-galactosyltransferase 4-like
Exons: 7
Coding region: 359-1411 (350 amino acids)
Biological process (GO): carbohydrate metabolic process
Cellular component (GO): Golgi apparatus
Molecular function (GO): galactosyltransferase activity
Source: RefSeq, a predicted model, not a curated record